AUGAAGUUUGACAAUAUCCUCGCCGAGGUGAAUGGUUUUGGUGGAUUUCAGAUCAGGACUAUGCUCUUGCUUGUCAUUGCUCGAAUUACUUUACCUUUUCACUUCAUUUUAAAUAAUUUCAUUGCGGCUAUCCCAGGACACCACUGUAAUGUCACUGCUUUGGAGGUUAGUGAUGCUUUCUCAAAUUUAUCUUUGGCUCAGAAAAUCAAGAUUGCAAUUCCUGUCCGUGAAGAUGGAGAACCAAACUCAUGUGAAAUGUUUCCAGAGGCACAAUAUUCUUUUUUGUUUAACUCUACAAAUGUAAGUAGUUCAGUCACGGUGCCAUGUCAGAAUGGAUGGGUUUAUGACAAGACCACCUUCGAGUCUACCCUGGCCACUGAGUGGGAUCUUGUUUGUGACAACAUCAGACUUAACAAAGCCAUUGUUACAAUCUUCUUCACUGGAGUGAUGCUUGGGUCAGCGAUGUUUGGCUAUCUCAGUGACAGAUUUGGCAGGAAGAAAACACUUCUAUUGUCUUACAUUGUUGCCGCCACAUUUGGAUUUGCAAGUGCAUACACCAACAAUUUUGCUACAUUUUCCAUAAUGAGAUUCUUCACUGGAUGUGGGCUGGCAGGCAUCAGCAUCAUCACUGUGGUACUUUGUAUUGAAUGGGUGGACAUCAAACAUCGAACAUUAGUGUCUGUGAUUCUGAGCUUGGACUGGAGUCUUGGGAUGAUUUUGUUACCUAUUAUUGCAUACUUUGUGAAUGACUGGAGGAAUCUUAUCGCUGCGACAACAAGCCCACUGCUUAUGGCAAUAAUUUGUUUGUGGUGGGUCCCUGAAUCUGCCCGAUGGCUCAUCAGCAAUGGGAAGGUGAAGAGGGCUCACUACUAUCUGAGCCGGUGCGCUAAAGUGAACCACAGAGACAAGUUUAUGUCUGAGCUAAAUCCAGAGGCUCUGAGCAAAGUAAUUAUCGUUGAAGAUGAAAAUAGAAAGUACUCCUAUGUGGACCUUGUUAAGACCCCCACACUGAGAAGAAUAGCACUGUUCACUGGAAUUGUGUGGUUUGGACUGGCUUGUAGUUAUUAUGGGAUCAGUCUGAACAUAGAAGGUUUUGGUGUAAACCUUCAUCUGACACAGUUCAUCUACAGUGCUAUAGAAGUUCCAUCUAAACUGCUGGUCUUUUUCACUGUGAACAGAGUCGGCCGAAGGUUCUGUCAAUCAGGAACACUCACUAUGACAGGACUGUGCAUAUUCAUCAACAUGUUUAUACCCAAAGAGAAAGGCCUGGUUCGCACUGCAUUGGGGGCACUGGGAAAGAUGUUCUCAGAAGGAGCUUUCACAUGUGUGUAUUUGUUCACAACAGAACUCUACCCCACUGUUGUCAGGCAGAAUGGACUGGGUUACUCUUCAUUUAUGGCCCGUAUUGGCGUGUCUGUGUCACCCAUGAUCCUGCUCCUGGAGGAGUUCUGGGUACAUUUGCCCAGCACCGUGUUCUGUGUGUUGGCUUUUGCUGCAGGACUUGUAGCUGUUCUUCUCCCAGAGACCAGAAAUGUGCGCCUACCAGAAACUAUUGAAGAUGUAGAACAAACCAGGAAACGGUCAAUCUGCACUUUGGAUGGCAAUUUCUCUUCUGUUCUGAUCAUUAUAAUAAGUUUCAUUGGUCGCUUCACUAUGCCCUGCCACUUUAUGCUCAAUAACUUCAUCGGGGCAGUUCCCGCUCACCACUGCGACUACAGCUAUUUGGACCAAAAUGAAAGAUUUAGGAAUUUAACUCCAGUGCAGAAAUUAGCUUGGGACCUGGUGUGUGAUAAAAAAGGGAAGAACAAGGCAACAGCUACAAUCUUCUUUAUCGGAGUUAUGUUUGGGGCAAUGACCUUUGGCCUUUUAAGCGACAGACUGGGUCGGAGGAUCCCUCUGCUCUUGUCGUAUGUGUCUGGGAUGCUGUUCGCUGUGGCCACUGCCUUUUCCACAACCUACGUCAUGUUUGCAGUGCUGCGCUUCUUCACUGGAUUUUGCAUCACUGGCAUUGUCAUUGUUUCAGCUGUCCUGAGUGUGGAGUGGGUUGAUAUUGAACACAGGAAAUUGGUGGGAGUGAUCGACAGCCUGUCCUGGACAUUUGGGAACACAGUCUUUCCGCUCAUUGCAUACUUUGUGACUGACUGGAGAUGGCUGAUGAUAAGUGUGACAUCACCUGUGCUCUUAGCUAUUCUCACCUGGAGAUGGAUGCCUGAAUCUGCCAGAUGGCUCAUAGCUAAUGGGAAACUAACGAGUGCACAGAAAUACUUGAAACAAUGUGCCAAAAUGAACAACCGAAACGAAUCAAUCCACAUGGUAAAGCCAGAGGCACUGCGGUGUAUAGUCGUGACUGAAAGAAGAGACCGCACCUACUCCUACCUGGAUCUCAUACGAAUCCCAAAGCUGAGGAACCUGGCCUGUCGCACUGGUCUAUUAUGGUUUUGUGUCGCAAUUGCAUUUUACGGCAUCAGUUUUAACAUCACCGGGUUUGGCCUCAACAUGUAUCUAACUCAGUUUACCUAUGCGCUCAUUGAGUUACCAGCCAAACUCUCUGCAUACUUUUUAUGGGACAGGAUUGGGAGACGUCCGGUUCAAGUGGGUGCACAGUUUUUGGCUGCACUUUGUCUUGCUGUCAACAUUUUUAUCCCAAGAGACAUGGCUGUCAUUAGAACUGUGGUGGCAGUUAUAGGAAAGGGAUUUUCCUCUGCUGCUUUUGGCACACUUGUGUUGUACAGCUCUGAGCUUUAUCCCACUGUGUUAAGGCAGAAUGGCAUGGGUUACAACUCCUUCAUGGCCCGGUUAGGCGUGGCGUUGGCCCCCCUUGUCUUGUUACUGGAGGAUGUGUGGAAGGAGCUGCCUCAGGUCAUCCUGUGCUGUGCGGCUCUACUGGGAGGGCUGGUGGCAAGAUCACUUUCAGAGACACGCAACAGGUGCCUCCCAGAGACCAUAGAAGAUAUUGAAAAGUACUGGUAGUAA
This is a messenger RNA of Periophthalmus magnuspinnatus, 2973 nucleotides long. Its product is annotated as solute carrier family 22 member 7-like. Lineage: Eukaryota; Metazoa; Chordata; Actinopteri; Gobiiformes; Gobiidae. Bases 1 to 2970 code for a protein of 989 amino acids. Gene Ontology annotation, biological process: transmembrane transport. The record is from RefSeq and is a predicted model, not a curated record. The transcript is spliced from 19 exons. Gene Ontology annotation, cellular component: membrane. Gene Ontology annotation, molecular function: transmembrane transporter activity.